This is a messenger RNA of Nasonia vitripennis (jewel wasp), 3110 nucleotides long. RefSeq names its product transcription elongation factor S-II (gene TfIIS). The record is from RefSeq and is a predicted model, not a curated record. Gene Ontology annotation, biological process: DNA-templated transcription; transcription elongation by RNA polymerase II. Gene Ontology annotation, cellular component: nucleus. Gene Ontology annotation, molecular function: zinc ion binding; nucleic acid binding. The coding region runs from base 449 to 1387 and encodes 312 amino acids. The transcript has 4 exons. Lineage: Eukaryota; Metazoa; Arthropoda; Insecta; Hymenoptera; Pteromalidae.
CAAUUCGAUACUAAACUAACCGCAAUCGCCGUUUUAUAGAUGGAUGGAUGGAACGGUCCGUAACCUAAUUAAAAUCAAUCAUUGUCAAAUAUUUAAAUUGUUACUAUUUGCUAUCACCUUUUUGUUAUUUUUAUAUCAUAAUAAAAUAAUAUAUCAUAUAAUAUAUAAUAUAUUAUACACUGUAAAUACGAGAUCAUGUUAUCUUACUCGUUAAAUUAGAUUUCUUUGAUAAAAAAGGCAAUAGAUAUAGAUAAUAAAAUUAUUGGACAAAAACCUUGUAGCAUGUAACAGCUACAAAUCAGUUUAUAACGUUUAAAUAUUUCGAAAAAAUUGUUUUUUAAUGUUAUUUACUUGCAAUAAUAAUCUAAUCUACAAAAUUGAAUUUUAAUUUUAUCAUUAUCUCAAUAUACUUUUUUUUUGUUAUACAAACAUUGGUUUCAAAUAAAAAAUGAAUGCUGAAGAAGAUGUUUGGCGUAUUCAAAAAAAAUUAAAUAAAAUGUCUAGUGGUGAUGGAACGGGGCAAGAACAAGCGUUAGAGUUACUAAAAACCUUACAAAAGUUGCCAGUAAAUUUAGAAUUACUUCAAAAAACACGUAUUGGGAUGACAGUUAAUGCUUUGAGAAAAUCUAGCAAAGAUGAAGAAGUUAUAUCACUUUCAAAAACAUUAAUAAAGAAUUGGAAAAAAUUUUUAUCUGGUACUCAUAAGGAUACCAAGGAUGGAAAUACAUCUUCAAAUAAUAAAAAAAAAGAUGAAAAAUCAGAAAAAAGUAAAGAAGAAUCUGAAUUAAAGAAAGAAAAAGAUGUAUCUGAUAGUAGAGAUACUAAGACAAAUGAUAAGGUUAAUAAAGAUCUUAAUAAGAAACAUUCUUCAUUCCCAUCUUCUACUACAACAGAUGCAGUACGAUUAAAAUGUAGAGAAUUAUUAGCAUCUGCUUUACAAGUUGAGGGCAACACUAUAGAUGGUUGUGCUAGUCCUGAAGAACUAGCUGAAGAACUUGAAGAAGCUAUUUUUGGAGAAUUCAAAAAUACUGAUAACAAGUAUAGAAAUAGAGUACGCAGCAGAGUUGCGAAUUUGCGAGAUUCUAAAAAUCCUACCCUUCGAACUAAUUUCAUUAUUGGGGCUAUUACACCAGGACGCCUAGCUACUAUGACAGCUGAAGAAAUGGCAAGCGAUGAAAUUAAACAAUUAAGGGAACAAUUCAAAAAAGAAGCUAUUAAUGAUGCUCAACUUGCAACGGUGCAAGGAACAAAAACAGAUUUAUUAAAAUGUGGAAAAUGCAAAAAACGUAAUUGUACCUACAAUCAAGUUCAAACUCGAUCAGCCGAUGAACCCAUGACGACUUUUGUUUUAUGUAAUGAAUGCGGAAACCGAUGGAAAUUUUGUUGAAUUUCAUUUAGUAAAUAAACUCAAGGGGCGUAUUAGCGCGCCGAUAGCAAGUAUAAGUAUAUUUAGAUAUACUGCGCCUUUGGAGAGCAUUGUGACCUGAUUGUACCUUAUUUACUUUGAACAAAUCAUUUUUAUCACACAUGCUCUGAUCGUUCCGCACAACCCAACGAUUAUAGCUUAGUUAAACAGCAAAUUGCAUUAUUUAAUGAGGUGAAAAGCUAAAGUAUUUGGUUAUAAGCAAGGGUGUUACGUUAGGAAAAAUAACACAAUUCUGGUCAUAAUCACUGACAGUCCAUAUAACCUCUCCCAUUGUAGCAUUGUGUUUCCCAUUGGUAAAACCUUGCAUUAGUCGGUACUUUAUCUUCGCACCCAUGACAAAAAAAUAGUAUGAGCAACUAGUGCGGUGAUUUUCGAGUCACCCACGCGGGCUCCAUGUUACGGCACCAACCCGCCAAUUUACCCAUUAUACUUAUUCAGAAUACUGUAAAGGGAAAAAUCAAUGUAUGUAUACAUAGAAUAUUUGUUCAAGGUUGAUGCGCUCGCUUCACCCCGGUUUUUUUAUACGAUUCGCAAGUGUUCGGGGAAAGGGAAAAAUAAAGUUUAGGUAGAGCGCUCCGUAGUUUGCAAUAAAUACAGGUAUAAGCUUUGCUUGAAAGUAAGUUAUGCCACCCGGCCCUGGCCGAAAUUAAAACUAAGAAAAACUAAGAAAUGUAAAUUACAGAGACAAAAAAUAUUUGCUUAUAAAAAAUAAGAAAAACUAAGACAUUCUAAGAAAGAUAAAUAAAUAAAUGAGAAAACCUAAGAAUUAUUACACAAUAAUGGACAAAUUUCUUGCUAAUUCUUGAUUUUUCUUAACUUUUCUUAACUUUUCUUAGUUUUUCUUAGUGGUUUUUAGUUUUUAGUAACUUUUCUAGAAUUUCUGCGAAAAAAUUUACAUUAUUAUUAAAAGAAAAAUCCUACCCUGGGUUCGAACCCUUAACUUUUCGGUUCAGAGGCAAGAACUUUAGCUCGGUGCCACGGUUGUAUUGUAAAUAUAAUAUUAUUAUUGUCCUUAUAUUGCAAUCGAACAUUUCUUCCAUUUUUGGAAAAUUGCGAAUCAUCCAAGUUCGAAAGAGCUACUUCCUCUGAAAUAGGUACAAUAAAAAUCGAGGAAAAAAAUUUUAUUUCAAUCUAAUAGUUUUAGUAUAAAUGGAUUAACAAAUAAAUGUUAAGAAAAACUAAGAAAUAUUAAUAAAACAUGAUAAAGUUUAAAAUGAAUGCAUACAAAACUAAGAAAAACAAAGAAAAGCUAAGAAUAUUUAAUUAAUUUGUCCAUUAAUGUAGAGUAAUUCUCAAACGUUCUUCAAAUUUCUUUAGAAUUAUCAAGAAUUAUUUUUAUUUCUUAGUUUUUUUAGUUUUUCUUACUUUUAACUUCUGCCCGGGACUCGUGGAUAAUUUCUAGAUGAUUGACAGCGGGUAAAAUUAAAUUUUGGUAGUGCACUACGAAGUUUUUGUGAUUUAAAACGUAUUUUUUACAAAUAUAAUAUGAAAAGUCUACUGAGAUUUUUCAACGCCUAGGCAUGGUAUACUAAUGUUCGGGGUGAGGUUUUGUACACUACGAAGCGCACUGCAUUCUUUGUAUGCAGAUUACCUAAAAAUCGUGUACGAGAGUCCUGUGAAAACUAUCCAUGAUUUAUCAUCAAAUUUUAUGUCUACGCAUUAAAAAUUACUUAGCAUACUACUA